This is a messenger RNA of Rhineura floridana, 1650 nucleotides long. It is a transcript of the gene RNF223, whose product is annotated as ring finger protein 223. Gene Ontology annotation, molecular function: ubiquitin protein ligase activity. Gene Ontology annotation, biological process: protein ubiquitination. The record is from RefSeq and is a predicted model, not a curated record. The coding region runs from base 447 to 1367 and encodes 306 amino acids. The transcript is spliced from 3 exons. NCBI's taxonomy places the organism in Eukaryota, Metazoa, Chordata, Lepidosauria, Squamata, Rhineuridae.
CUGUGUAAAGCCAGCCAAUGGCAACGGAAGCCUUGCAUGACAAUGGUGAGAGACAGGUAUUGCAGAAGAAACCAUCCUGCCACACCAGAAGGUAUAAAAGACACCUGAGUAAUUGCCCCCUUGCCAGUGAUGUAGACGGUGUCAUUUGGGGAGACACCAGGACAAGCUGAUCGCGACUGAUCUGGGAGGCUUAUCGCCAGGGAAAGAUCCCAGCAAGGAAAGUUCAGGCCAUAAAAAAGGAGCAGGAGGCCACUUCAAAACCAAAUCAAAAGAGAAGUUAUAUCCAGCUGAUCUCCAGGAUAGAAAGAGGCGCUGAAACAUGUUUUUCUGUUGCUAAGGUUUAACAGCCCCUGACAGGCUCUUGUACGGCUGCCGCUGCUGCCACCACCACCACCACCACCGAGCAGGCGCGAUAGCCUACCCUAGAGAGAUCCCUUGUGGAUUUUAUGGAGACGGCAACACUCCUCUCUUCUCAGUUUAGGAGAAGCACCGGCUGGGAUUCCGUCAUGGCCUGCUUCUCCCAAAUCUGGCACACUGAGGUGCCGGACUCCCCUCCUGCAAGUCCUAUCAGCCCCGUCCCGGCUGCCCCCCAUGAGAUCCCCAUCCCUCUCAGCCCCAUCGUGAUCACCUCCCCAUCAUCAGAAGGCAGGCCCAGGGUGUGCUCCCCUGUGUGCUCCCCUGUGUGUUCCCCUGUGUGUUCCCCUGUGGACGGCAAGACAAGGCUUGGUUCCCCCACCUCCCCCAGGCCCGGGUCCCCCAUUGAGUGCUCCAUCUGCUUCAACACUUACGACAACCUCUUCAAGACCCCCAAGGUCCUCCCCUGCCAGCACACCUUCUGCUUGGAGUGCCUGGCCCGCCUGACUGCCACCCUCCCCCCCAACCGGGCUGAGGAUCAGCUCCCAUGCCCGUUCUGCAGGCAGCUCACGGACAUCCCACUGGAAGGGCCGCCGGGUCUCCAGACAAGCAAGGAGCUCUUGUCCACCUUGCCUCCCGAGUUCCAGCGAGAGAAGGUAAUCUGGAUGGAAGGCACGAAGCUCUGCUGCAGGCAGUAUUCUGACCCAGAACGGGCCGACGCCUGCAUCAGCAUCGAUGUUGCCCCGAGCAAACCGGAAAUCCCCGAGACGCCCACUGAAGGCUUCAUGGGAAGACUCUCCCGGUGCGCCAUGUGCGAUGACUGGAAACGCAUCGUCCUGCUGUCAGCACUGAUCAUCAUUCUCUUCUGUAUCAUCCUGUGGCCCGUUCAAUGCGCCCUGAAGACGGGCAGCCUUCGCUGUUUCCCCAGGACUUUCACGAUGACCAAGCCGCACUUUGUGCCUGAUCCAACCACUCCAGCUCCGACAGUGGACGCCACUGACCUCAUAGAGUGAUCCCAGACUAUCUCCGCCGUGGGGAUCCACAAAGACCUGUUACCCGGAACAAUUCUCCCCCAACCCCCCAAAGGAGCUGGAAGCUGAGGACUAACAAUAUAUUUAAAGAUUUAUGCAAUGCUGCCCCCUCGGCUUGUUACAUGGGAACGGACCAUAAGAAAAGUUUUUUCCCCCAGAGGCUGACUCCCAUCAACAGCUUAUGCGUAGUUUUAUCCUGGAGAUGGAGGGGAGAAGGAAAAGGACGUAUUUAAUUUUAUAUGUGUUAUUAAACAUUUCAAUUUUA